This is a messenger RNA of Temnothorax curvispinosus, 1858 nucleotides long. Its product is annotated as heat shock 70 kDa protein cognate 4-like. The transcript has 2 exons. Gene Ontology annotation, molecular function: ATP hydrolysis activity; heat shock protein binding; ATP-dependent protein folding chaperone. Gene Ontology annotation, biological process: protein refolding; cellular response to unfolded protein; vesicle-mediated transport. The record is from RefSeq and is a predicted model, not a curated record. NCBI's taxonomy places the organism in Eukaryota, Metazoa, Arthropoda, Insecta, Hymenoptera, Formicidae. Bases 1 to 1602 code for a protein of 533 amino acids. Gene Ontology annotation, cellular component: cytosol; cytoplasm; plasma membrane.
AUGAAGACCUUCUUCCCCGAGGAGGUGUCCUCUAUGGUUCUAACAAAGAUGAAGGAGACCGCGGAGGCGUACCUGGGCAAGACAAUAACAAACGCCGUCAUUACCGUGCCAGCUUAUUUCAAUGACUCUCAGAGGCAGGCGACAAAGGACGCCGGCGCUAUCGCUGGCCUGAACGUUCUCAGGAUAAUAAACGAGCCCACGGCCGCCGCGAUAGCCUACGGUCUCGAUAAGAAGGCUGCGGGCGAGAAGAACGUCCUGAUCUUCGACUUGGGCGGUGGUACCUUCGACGUGUCGAUUCUGACGAUCGAGGACGGCAUCUUCGAGGUGAAAUCCACCGCCGGCGACACGCAUCUUGGCGGCGAAGACUUCGACAAUCGAAUGGUGACCCACUUCGUGCAGGAAUUCAAGAGGAAGUACAAGAAGGACCUGAGCCCCAACAAGAGGGCCCUGAGACGCUUGAGGACCGCCUGCGAGAGGGCAAAGAGAACGUUGAGCUCGUCAACACAGGCGAGCAUUGAGAUCGAUUCCUUGUUCGAGGGUAUCGACUUCUAUACGUCCAUUACUAGGGCUAGGUUCGAAGAACUCUGCGCAGAUAUGUUCAGAAGCACCCUCGAGCCUGUAGAGAAGGCGCUCAGGGACGCGAAGAUGGACAAGGCUCAAGUUCACAGCAUUGUUCUAGUCGGUGGCUCUACUAGGAUACCAAAGAUUCAGAAGCUACUUCAAGAUUUCUUCAACGGCAAGGAACUGAACAAAUCUAUCAAUCCGGACGAGGCCGUUGCUUAUGGCGCGGCAGUUCAGGCAGCAAUUCUGCAUGGAGACAAGUCCGAGGAGGUCCAAGAUCUGCUUUUGCUGGACGUGACUCCGUUGUCGUUGGGUAUCGAGACCGCCGGUGGCGUCAUGACUGCCUUGAUCAAGAGGAACACAACAAUACCAACAAAACAGACCCAGACGUUCACCACGUACUCCGACAAUCAACCGGGUGUGCUUAUCCAGGUCUACGAAGGAGAGAGAGCGAUGACGAAGGAUAACAACAUUCUCGGCAAAUUCGAGCUGACGGGUAUACCUCCGGCGCCUAGGGGCGUACCGCAAAUCGAAGUCACCUUCGAUAUCGACGCUAAUGGCAUAUUAAAUGUCUCUGCGAUCGAAAAAUCUACUGGCAAAGAAAAUAAGAUCACGAUUACCAACGACAAGGGUCGUUUGUCGAAGGAGGACAUAGAAAGGAUGGUGAACGAAGCCGAGAAGUACCGAUCGGAGGAUGAACAGCAGCGUGAAAGGAUUUCCGCUAAGAACGCUCUUGAGUCGUAUUGCUUUAACAUGAAGAGUACGAUGGAGGAUGACAAAAUUAAGGAUAAGAUCGACGCGUCUGACAAGGACAAAGUCAUGUCCAAAUGUAACGAGGUCAUCUCCUGGUUGGACGCCAAUCAAUUAGCGGAGAAAGAAGAAUUCGUUGAUAAGCAGAAGGAAUUGGAGGCCAUUUGCAGUCCUAUCGUCACGAAAUUGUAUCAAAGUGGCGGAGCGCCUGGUGGUUUCCCUGGUGCUGGCGGAGCGGGACCCAACCCUGGUGCCGGUGGUGCCGGACCAACCAUCGAGGAAGUCGAUUAAAUUAAAUGGCGAACUCCUGUUUUUUUUUCUCAUAUUUUCUCAUGUAGCUUGACACCAUUGCGUUUCAUUUCGUUUUGUUUCAUUCAACAACCUAUCGUUAACUUAAGUUCAACAUGCUCAUUUUAGUUUAUCUUUAUAAAAAAGUUUUUUAUUUUUGGAAGAUUUUACGAGCUGUGUUAAUGUAAUUGUACCGUAUUGUAUUAUAUAGUGGUAAGUUUGGUAUAAUAAAUAUUUAUUAAUAUUUAAUUUAAAAAAA